Molecule: messenger RNA, 3069 nt
Organism: Lagenorhynchus albirostris (white-beaked dolphin)
Lineage: Eukaryota; Metazoa; Chordata; Mammalia; Artiodactyla; Delphinidae
Product: protein FRA10AC1
Exons: 15
Coding region: 287-1195 (302 amino acids)
Biological process (GO): dephosphorylation
Molecular function (GO): phosphatase activity
Source: RefSeq, a predicted model, not a curated record
CAGCGCAGAACUGGGACCCGUAAGGAGAGGCGGGGAGCGGGCGGCGGCGGCGGCCGUUGUGGCUCUGGCAGUGGCGGCGACUGUGGUGAGGCUACGCAGCCGGGGCGACGGGUCUGGUGCCGCAGCAGCUCGCUCAGGCCGUGGGUCGUCGCUGCAGACGCGGGCAGAGGAGGGAACAACGACUCAGCGGGAGCACUUGGCAGAGGAGGGGAAGGGAUUCAGAAGACACCCCGCGUCUCCCUUCUCGAAUUUCUCUUGGUUCCUGUCAGUUGAUUCGUAGCCUGAAAUGCAUGGUCAUGGAGGCUAUGACUCUGAUUUUAGUGAUGAUGAACACUGUGGAGAAUCCAGCAAAAGGAAAAAAAAGACAGUUGAAGAUGAUUUACUGCUCCAAAAGCCAUUUCAGAAAGAAAAACAUGGAAAGGUGGUCCAUAAGCAAGUUGCAGCAGAAUUGCUGGAUAGGGAAGAAGCAAGAAAUAGAAGGUUUCAUCUCAUAGCUAUGGAUGCUUAUCAAAGGCAUACAAAGUUUGUAAAUGACUAUAUUUUAUACUAUGGUGGCAAAAAAGAAGACUUCAGGCGAUUGGGGGAAAAUGACAAGAUAGACAUGGAUAUUAUACGAGAAAAUCACAGAUUCCUAUGGAAUGAGGAGGAUGAAAUGGACAUGAAUUGGGAGAAGAGACUUGCAAAGAAAUACUAUGAUAAAUUAUUCAAGGAAUACUGCGUAGCAGAUCUCACCAGAUACAAAGAAAAUAAGUUUGGAUUUAGGUGGCGAGUAGAAAAAGAAGUAAUUUCAGGGAAAGGCCAGUUUUGCUGUGGAAAUAAAUGUUGUGAUAAAAAAGAAGGCUUAAAGAGUUGGGAAGUUAAUUUUGGUUAUAUUGAGCAUGGUGAAAAGAGAAAUGCGCUUGUUAAAUUAAGAUUAUGCCAAGAAUGUUCCUUUAAAUUAAAUUUUCAUCACAGGAGAAAAGAAGUCAAGUCAAAAAAAAGAAAGGAUAAAGCCAGAAAAGAUUGUGAAGAAUCAUCACAUAAAAAAUCCAGAUUAUCUUCUGUAGAAGAGUCCUCUAAGAAAAAGGAUAAAGGAAGCUCUGAUGAGGAAGGAAGUACUUCAGAAUCUGAACUUUGGAAGGGCCCACUACCAGAGACAGAUGAAAAAUCACAGGAAGAAGAAUUUGAUGAAUAUUUUCAAGGUUUAUUUCUGUGAGAUGGAAGAGGGAUGCGUACAUUCCUUAAUGUGAAAGUAUACUUUGAAACUCUUCACAGAAUUUUGUCUACAAGUUGCAACUUGAGUGGUUUGUCUUUGGAAAUAAAAAUCCAGCUACUCUCAGGAUGUCAGAUGCUUUGGAAGUUUUUCAGUUUUAUUGGAGGCACUUUUCCCUGUAUAUCUUUUCAGUUGUUUAUCUACAACUCUGUUCCAUCUGUAGCUCCUAAAGUAUGGACCUAGUACAUCCUCUAGUACAGAGAUCCAUUGUGCCUAUAUUUUUGUAGGGUUUUUUUUUCCCCCACUGAUUCACACUUAUGUUCCUUUGCCUCAGCUUAAACUUUUAGGAUUAUUGGGGUUUCACAAAAUUACAAAGUAGAUUAAGUAUGUCUUCGAGUACCCCUCUUUUGAGUACCUAGUUUGUCAUUAGCUGCCUUUUCCUUUUUUCCUUACAUUUCUCUUGCUUCCAUCUCACCUCUACCACUUAACGGAGUUUGUUAUUAAUCAAAUUUGAUUCCCCAGUGUAUGGGUGAUUUAUUAUAAACUAAAUUAAUACCACAGGGGGCCAAAUGAGAUUCCAGUAGUCUAAAACAGCAGAUGUGUUCAUGAAACUUGACUCUUAGCAGAGAUUAUACAGUAACAUAAUUUAACUGAACAAUACUGUGUGCAUAGAGCUUGUCUCAGAUACAGUCAUACAGAUAUGGAUAUAUUUAUAUGCAGAGAUAUAUUGUAAAAUGUAACUUUUUUUUAUAAAUUUAUUUAUUUUUGGCUGCAUUGGGUCUUUGUUGCUGCACGUGGGCUUUCUCUAGUUGCGGUGAGCAGGGACUACUCUUCGUUGCAGCGCGCGGGCUUCUCACUGCGGUGGCUUCUCGUUGUGGAGCAUGGGCUCUAGGUGCACGGGCUUUAGUAGUUGUGGCACUUGGUCUCAGUAGCUGUGGCUCGCAGGCUCUAGAGAGCAGGCUCAGUAGUUGUGGAGCAUGGGCUUAGUUGCUCCGUGGCACGUGCGAUCUUCCUGGAGCAGGGAUUGAACCCAUGUCCCCUGCAUUGGCAGGGGGAUUCUUAACCACUGUGCCACCAGGGAAGUCCAAAAUGUAACUUCUUAAUUUGGGGUUCAUACCCACAAGAGUCAAUGGAUGUGCUUCAGGAAAUCUAAACACUCCUAGAAUCUAUGUGUAAACUUCUGUAAUUAUGUGUGUGUUUUGGGGAAAGGGUCCAUAGUUUUCAUCAAAUUUUCAAAAGGAUAUAUUGAUUUUUUUUUCAAAAGGUCAGACCCAUUUUUGUAAACAGCCAAGAGAUGAAUAGAGGAGAAGAUGCAUGAUUUGAUGAUAAAAAAGCUGGAAAAAAUAUCGAAUCCAUUGGCUGACAGACUGCUUUAAAAGGCAAUUUCAAUUAAGAGUGGAAUAAAGAAUCAGAUUAACACAGCAAAGGAAACCAUAAGUGAAGUGAAAAGACAACCUACGGAAUGGGAGAAAAUAUUUGCAAACAAUGUGACUGCCAAGCGAUUAAUUUCCAAAAUAUACAAACAGCUCAUACAGCUCAAUAUAAAAAAAACAAACUAAUGACCCAAUCAAAAAAUGGGCAGAAGACCUAAACAGACAUCUCUCCAAAGAAGACAUACAGAUGGCCAACAGGCACAUGAAAAGAUGCUCAACAUUGCUAAUUAUUAGAGAAAUGCAAAUCAAAACUACAAUGAGGUAUCACCUCACACCAGUCAGAAUGGUCAUCAUUAAAAAAAUCUACAAAUAAUAAAUGCUGGAGAGGGUGUGGAGAAAAGCAAACCCUCCUGCAGUGUUGGUGGGAAUGUAAGUUGGUGCAGUCACUAUGGAAAACAGUAUGGAGGUUCCUUAUAAAACUAGAGUUACUAUGUGAUUCAGCAA